Nymphaea colorata (pocket water lily) is the source of this 735-nucleotide messenger RNA. RefSeq lists its product as uncharacterized. The transcript has 3 exons. The record is from RefSeq and is a predicted model, not a curated record. Lineage: Eukaryota; Viridiplantae; Streptophyta; Magnoliopsida; Nymphaeales; Nymphaeaceae. Bases 101 to 367 code for a protein of 88 amino acids.
UUUAAAACAAAAGGCUCAGAGGGCUCGACCUAGUGGCCUCGGCGCCCCAACGCGUCGGUCCCUGGAAACCGAGAGGUAAACAGGCAACGACGAGAGAGGAAUGAGUGGUUCGCGGCCCGUACCCAGGAGGGAGAGCCCGUGGGGUCUGCCGGAAGGCGAGACUCGCGAGCCCAAGGCUCAUCGCUGCAACGAUCGGGCUGAGGACGUCAUCCAGGCUUGUUUCGAAGGAAAUCCAUUUAAAACGGUUCCAGGACCUUUCAAGCUUUUCUGGAGAUGCAUGCGUUCCAAGCCUGGGGAAGAGCCAAUGGAACCAUUCUACUAUCUGCAGCUUGACCCUCCAAAGAGAGAAGAUCAUAAGCUGGACUAAUGUUAGAAAAAUGUUGGAUCUAACAGAUGCUUGAAGGAAGGGUGAAGGAUUUAUGUAAUGUCUGCAGUCUGCCCAUUUUGCUGAAUUUUCCAGUUUUUAGCAGCUUUGCUGAUUGCAUUUUUAUUGAACCCGGUAAUAAGGAUCUCUUUUUGUCCUUUGGAUUUGGCUUACGAAAAUAAGAAACCAUCCAGUGUUGACUCUUGGCAGGUCCGUCAAGUGGCGUUCUCUGGCUCCUUCUUCCUUUUUUUCUGUAAAUCAUUUUCCAACUUCAGUAUAUUUGGUUGUCAGUUCUUAUUCUUCAUGCUAGACUUGUUUAAAAGUGAAUUCUUGCUAUGAGCAUCAUGAAAGUUUUGUGCUAGAAGUGCUUA